Molecule: messenger RNA, 1442 nt
Organism: Solea solea (common sole)
Lineage: Eukaryota; Metazoa; Chordata; Actinopteri; Pleuronectiformes; Soleidae
Gene: fnta
Product: farnesyltransferase, CAAX box, alpha
Exons: 9
Coding region: 44-1165 (373 amino acids)
Biological process (GO): protein geranylgeranylation; protein farnesylation
Cellular component (GO): cytoplasm; protein farnesyltransferase complex; CAAX-protein geranylgeranyltransferase complex
Molecular function (GO): protein farnesyltransferase activity; CAAX-protein geranylgeranyltransferase activity
Source: RefSeq, a predicted model, not a curated record
GCUUCUCUUGAAAUACGGGUACGAUUAAGCUAGCAGGUUAGCCAUGUCCGGUGUCGAAGUAAGUUCAAAUGAAUCUGUGGAGGUGAAAGAAGAAAAUGAGUUUGAUGCUGAGGCUGAAGACCAACUUGAGGAUGAUUAUAUCCUUGACCCGACUCGAUAUAUGUUUUACAGAGACAGAAAGGAGUGGGCUGACCUGGAGCCUGUUCCCCAGGAUGAUGGACCAAAUCCUGUCGUGAAGAUCGCCUACUCUGAAAAGUUCUCAGAUGUUUACGACUAUUUCCGUGCCCUCCUGAAGAAUGAUGAAAAAAGUGAACGGGCGUUCGCCUUGACAGCAGAUGCCAUCGACCUAAAUGCUGCAAAUUACACAGUAUGGCACUACCGCCGAGUUCUGCUGCAAGCCUUAUCAAAGGACCUGAGGGAGGAGAUGAGGUACAUCACUGCCAUCAUUGAAGAGCAACCCAAAAACUAUCAAGUCUGGCAUCACAGACGUAUGGUGGUGGAGUGGUUGAAUGACCCCACAGAGGAACUGGAGUUCAUUGCAGAUAUUCUCAGCCAAGAUGCAAAGAACUACCACGCCUGGCAGCACCGACAGUGGGUCAUCCAGGAGUACAAACUGUGGGAUAAUGAGCUGGAAUUUGUGGAGAAUCUUUUGGAGGAAGAUGUGAGGAAUAACUCUGCCUGGAACCAGAGGCAUUUUGUAAUUUCUCACACCACAGGUUUCUCUGACCCAAUCAUCGUGGAGAGAGAAAUUCAGUAUUGUCUGAAACAGAUCAAGAAGGCUCCCCACAAUGAAAGUGCAUGGAAUUAUUUAAAAGGGAUGCUGCAAGACAGAGGUCUGUCAUCUCAGCCAGGCCUGCUGGCGAGAGCCCAGGAGCUGAAAGAGACACACUGUUCACCAUACCUUCUAGCCUUUCUCUUUGAUUGCUAUGAGGAUGUCUUGGAGAGCAGUAAUGUGGAGGAAGAAGAACGAAAAGAAACUUUAAGAAAAGCCCUAGAAAUUUGUCAACUUCUUGCGCAGGAGAAGGACACCAUCCGUAAAGAGUACUGGCUGUUUUUGGGACGUUCGUUAAACAACAAAUAUGGAAGCAGUGAUGACUCCGAAGAGACCAGAGCAGAUGACCCUGAAUCUUCAGCCCAGGCAUCUGCGCAGCAGGAGACAAGUUAGAUCUCCAGAGGACUUGCACCUUUUCCGCAUUAUAUCCCGCUUUGUCAGUGCUGUUAGCAGAUCUGAACCAGUCCAUACAGUUUGAUAUCGCUGUGUUAGAAUUUUAGGGGGCAUUGAGACUGACAUUAACACUUCGAGAUCUGUAGCCUUUAAGCUCCUGCUUAUUGAAAUUUAAAUACAUAGAUGGCUUGAACUAAACAUUUGUGUUUGUUUGUUUUUUUAUUAUUAUUUUGUCUGAACCUCAGUAAGAACUGAAUAAAUUAUGACUCAUCAGGCA